UUUGCUGCGACACCAGAGCUCACAUGCUUUUCGUUGGAUCUUCCAAGCAUUUGUGAUGAAGAAAUAACAUCUGUAAAGUGUGCAAUGUGGUAAUUGUGACCGAAAUAGCCAGUUCUCCAUGACGGAUGCCGUGUUUCAGGCUCCUAAGCGGCGGGCGAGGGUUUAUGAGUGUUUUGAAGCGGCUCUUCCUGUCCCGCUGAACGCCGCAGAUGAUGGAGAUCAUGUGUUCAUAUGCAGAGCAGAGAUUAUCGGUCAUCAUGUGUCCGUCACAAACCCUGCUCAUAUACAGCAUCUGUACCACAGGGGUUACUUUGGGAAAGGAGUUUUCUCCAGAUCCAGAUCUGAGCAUAUGAUCUCUCCACAGUGGAAAUAUGUUGGUGACAGAUGCCUACCUGUGAUUUCUUCAUCAGAGUAUCAGCAGCGCCUCAGCUUGGCUCGUGCGGCUCUGGUGAUGCAGGAUCUGGAGGAGGAAUCAGUCAAUAAUGCACUGCAGAUCCUCACAGAACCAGUGGAGUUUAACACUGAAGAACAGCAAGAGCCAGUAAUAAAAUCCAACUCUGACGGAUCACUAAUGGACCAAACCAUGGACACAGAUUUAAGCCCAGAUCAGACUGAGUCUGCACCGCCUCAGCGGCAGGGAAACCCACUUUAUGAUCCUCUGGCUGAAAUCUGUCCUGAAAAACUGGACCAGAGUUUACAAGCCGAUGAGAAAUGCAAAAAACAUGAUGACUGGACUUCUCAGUGUGGCUGUAGAGCAGAUGAGGAGCACAUGAACAGAUCGACCAUGCAAAAAGCUCAAACCUAUGAAUAUGUCCUGGUGGAGUCUGAAGACGAGCAUAAUGAACAAUUAACCCAGGAGAGCGACUCUACUGAUCAGCCAGGUGAGCUGGUGUGCAGAAUCAACCCGUUCCCCAUGCUGGAGUACCUGCAGCUCAGUUAUGAAGAGGCUUUUUUUCUGGUGUAUGCUCUCGGAUGCUUGUCAGUUUAUUAUAACGGGGAGCCUCUGUCCGUCGCUCAGCUGUGGACGAUGUUUCGCUCACUGCAGCCAAACUUCUGCUUCUCCUACACGGCGUAUCAUUAUUACCGCAGUAAAGGCUGGGUGCCGAAGUCUGGAGUUAAAUACGGGACCGACUUCAUGCUCUACAGAAAAGGACCACCGUUUUAUCAUGCAAGUUAUUCAGUGGUUGUGGAUACAGUAGACGAGUGUUUCAGAAGAUCAUCUCUGCGUCCCUUCAGCUGGAGAUCUCUGGCCACUCUCAGCAGAACCACUGGAAACGUCUCCAAGGAACUGAUGCUCUGCUUCAUCAUCGCUCCAUCAGAUGUGACUGGAGAUCUGCUGUUUUCUCCUCAGUGUCUCAAACGCUUCUCAGUGCAGGAGGUGCUGAUGAGCAGAUGGGUUUCCUCUAAAGAGCGAACCGAACAGGAGGAAAUCUAGACAUUCACAAGAGAUCAUUCCUGUCUUUCCCAAUCAUCUUUAUUUAUGUUGAUGAAUAACAUGCAGAGAUCGUUCAACAAUAAAUGCACACAUGGGGAAA
Messenger RNA from Danio aesculapii, 1535 nucleotides. RefSeq names its product TSEN2 tRNA splicing endonuclease subunit (gene tsen2). The record is from RefSeq and is a predicted model, not a curated record. Gene Ontology annotation, biological process: tRNA-type intron splice site recognition and cleavage; tRNA splicing, via endonucleolytic cleavage and ligation. Gene Ontology annotation, cellular component: tRNA-intron endonuclease complex. Gene Ontology annotation, molecular function: nucleic acid binding; tRNA-intron lyase activity. Lineage: Eukaryota; Metazoa; Chordata; Actinopteri; Cypriniformes; Danionidae.